Molecule: messenger RNA, 4074 nt
Organism: Pecten maximus
Lineage: Eukaryota; Metazoa; Mollusca; Bivalvia; Pectinida; Pectinidae
Product: potassium voltage-gated channel protein Shaw-like
Exons: 3
Coding region: 313-1674 (453 amino acids)
Biological process (GO): potassium ion transmembrane transport; protein homooligomerization
Cellular component (GO): membrane; voltage-gated potassium channel complex
Molecular function (GO): voltage-gated potassium channel activity; protein binding
Source: RefSeq, a predicted model, not a curated record
GGUUUUCUUGUUUCAAUGGUAGAUCAUCGUUACUGCUUGGUAUUUGAUUACAAAGGUAAAAGGAUACGGUUGUCGCAUACGUCUGGAUCGAUGUUUCCGUCCGACGAACGGACCCAUGAGUAUGACCACGUGAUCAGAGCUAAUGACGGUAUAUACCUAUGUGUGUAUAUGGACAUUUUACAUGUAUAGUACUAGUGCGGUACUUAAUUUCAAAUUGCUUCGUGCAUCUAUUCCUCUUAUGAAUAAGGUGAGAAACUACAGCUCGACCAAGGUGAGUAGGACGAGGCAUCAUUCGUUGGACGAGCUGGCGACAUGGAGAGAGUGGUUUUAAAUGUCGGCGGCAGAGUGUUUGAAACCACUUUUGAUACAUUACAUUCUAAGCCUGACACAAGACUAGGAAAACUGUCAAGGGACUCCAAGGAAUUCUGUAAAGAAACAGAACAAUUUUUCUUUGACAGGAAUCCUGAUUUCUUUAACUCGGUACUAGAUUUCUACAGAACAGGCGAACUUCAUUUGCCUAUUUUUUACUGUGGUGCCACCUUGCGGCAUGAGUUGUCGUUUUGGGAGUUACACGAGGAGAACUUGUCAGCCUGUUGUCUGCAGGUGUACUACAAAUUUGAUAAUGACAAAGACACUCUAAAAACUCUGGAAACUUAUCUUUCUGUCAAGGACCUAGACUACACCGACGCACAGUGUGGAGCUAGCGCGUUCGUCCGUGUAAAGAGAGCAAUAUGGCUGUUUUUGGACCAACCAAAUUCUUCUUUUCUAGCUCAGAUGUUCAGCUUCCUGUAUUUCUUCGUGGUGGUGGUUUCCAUUUUCAUAUUCCUGUUUGGAUCCCAUCCCUCCUUCCGUGCCGACAUUGAUCUCAGUCAAUACGACAACGUGACACUGUUUUACCUGAUGUCCGAAAUCGACUGGGAGAACCCUAAGGAACGACUGACUUAUCUAACGGAGGUUUACUCGCCACUUGUUUACAUUGAAUGGUCGUGUCUCUUCUUCUUUACAGUCGAGCUAGUCCUCCACUUCCUCACUUCUCCCAACAAGAACCGCUUUUUUGGCAGCUGGUUGAACGUUCUUGACACGUUCCUCGUUGCUGCAAUGCUAACUGUACUCGGAAUGGAGAUAAAUAUCCAGGCUGUCACUUCUAGUACUGCGGGUGGCAUAAUAUACCUUCUUCUGAAAUCCGCGAUAAUCUGCAGACUAUUUCGGUUGUUUCGACUCGUGAGGCAGUACAGUGCUUUGAAAAUUCUAUCCAUCACUUUGCGAUCUAGUCUAAAAGAGUUAUUGUUAUUGCUCGUGGUGUUUUUUAUGUCAGUCACGAUAUUUGCUGGAUUUGUGUAUUAUGCCGAAUUUGAGGAGCCGACUACUUUCCCCGAUCUGUUCGUGGCAGUUUGGUGGGCGAUUAUCACUAUGACAACUGUGGGGUAUGGGGACCAAUACCCAAAAACGCUUCUUGGCCGUGCAGUAGGCAUCUGCUGUGCUAUGUGUGGCAUUCUGCUUCUGUCCAUGCCCAUAGCUGUUGUUGCAUCAAACUUCAGCGAUCUUCACUUACGGAAUAAAGACAGAGAACGAUUUCUCGCAAAAGACAAGAAAAAGACAAAGUCUUCUGUGUCACCAAUUUCAAAGGGCAAAUUAACAGAAACCAUGUGUGAAAAGGAGACAAGUGUCAUCUGACUUUGAUUCUAUUGUUCCCGUGACUUCCUACCUGAUCAGAUCUUGCCUGAUGUUAACAUCGUGAUGUAAAGAGAGAGAGAGAGAGAGAGAGAGAGAGAGAGAGAGAGAGAGAGAGAGAGAGAGAGAGAGAGAGAGAGAGAGGGAGCGAGCGAGCGAGCGAGCGAGAGAGAGAGAGAUGGUUACUCAUAAUUCACACAAAUGUUUUUUUCUAAUAUAGCAGCAGUCUUUUUCUAAUGUAUAAUAUAGCUAUAUUUAAAAUUGUAACUUACUUGUGGGAAAAAAAACUUUACUUUGAAUUUAAGCUUUGUAAUGUAAUUUCAAUGUCUAUAUGUAUUCUGUUAUUUUUAAGUUUGAGGAACAUAAAAUAUGUUAAUUUGUAAGCGAAAAAAAUGGUUGGCACCAGUACUGUUUUUGCGAGAGAAACGUGGCUGGCAAUACUUAUCCUGCACUUGAAUAUUGUUCAACUUAAAAUAAAGCAAACACUCUUUGAUCAUGUAUUGUAUUUUGAUGAACGGUCGUGACAUGUAUGGCAAGCCAAGUUAUCAUUUAUUCACGGAGCAUUAGUGAUGUAGUAAGCAACCAAAUUAUUGAAGAUAUUUUAUAUUUUUUGCGAGAUAUUUUAAAGAAACGUUUAUGAGAUAUCUUAUGUUUUAUGAGAUAUCGUAUAAAAGAUAUAAGAUAUCUCAUCAACCAGAUAUAUCUUAUAAACAUUUUCGUACAUUUCUCGAGUUGAUAUACAAUGUAAUUGUUUUAACACUUAUAUUUUAAUGAACUUGUUUCUUUCGCUAUAAACAAUUCUUUUCGUGUACAUAAAUUUUAUGAAGCAGAACCUAGAGCAUUCACGACAAUUGAACAUGAUCAGAGAGCACUCUUUCGUGAUGGCCGCCAAAUAGUCACGUGAGUUUGUUGACCCUAAGUUUGUACUCUCGUCAUGCUUGAAGAGCAGUAAUAAAAAAAAUAUGAUUCGAUAUAGUUGUGAUAUUCCUGCUUUGUCAGAUGUGACAACAAUGAUUUGCUCAAUGUGUGGCAAAAGCUGUUCCUCCACUUCCAAUCUGAACCAACAUGAAAAAAUAUACAACCAGGUAUCACAUUACAGCUGGUGUGGCUGACAAUUGUUUUUAAUGCGAAUCUGAAGAGGCAUCCGUGGAAUGUACAUGGCGAAGUGAAGAAUUACAUUUACAGUUGUUUCCGCAAGGAGAAUGCACUGAUACUGAUUUAAAAAGACACAAUCGCCGAGAGCAAGGAAAAAGAAGGAAAAAGAAGUUGGAAUGCCAUUUAUGUAGCUACAUAGAGGAAGACAUUUCUAAACUAAGGGAUCGCUUUAACCGGCACAGCGGAGAGAAAACCCAUCGCUGCAAAGUAUGCAACAAGUCAUACCGAUUCCGAAGUGGCCUCAGUUUUAUGUCAAAUCAAAGCAUUCGUGUUAGACUGUGAUUCUCGAUAUUGAUUAUGUGAUGAGAUUUUUCUUACUAUGUUUAAAGUUAAUGUUUUGUUCUUUAAACUGAUUAUAUUCGUUUUUAUUAAUAAAUAUGUGAUGUUGUUAACUCCGUGAUUCAAAUAGAUAUCAUUCAAUUUUUGCAGGUAGCACUGUACUCCUAUUGAAGUUUUAGCAUCGGUGAUGUAUUUAUGUUAUGCUGGUUCAUAUCAUGUCUUUACAAACUCAAGAAAAAUGUCCUGAUAAACAGCAUGGACAUCCUUUUCAUUUCUUGAUAAAAAACCGUCUUUACACCAAGAGAUUGAUUGUAAGCUGUUCAGAUAGAACCAACUAUUUCUCGGUACAUUCGCGGAUUCAUAACGUUAACCCUACUACAAUAAAGUUUAUUCCUUUGUUGAUGAUCAAAUGUUCAUAUUACUGUUAAAAUACAGAUAAAGCCAUAAACAUAUGUGAUCGUAACGCUGUGAUACAAUAGAAUUGUGUUUAUACAAAUUCUAGAUAUAGCACUCUGGAAUCAGGAACCGCAAAAUGUGUUUCUCCCCUUGAGUCGAAUAUCCUUAGCAGGAGGGUGACAAAAGUUGCGUAAUCUUGAAUCACAAAAUAAAGUUGAGAAAUUUGCCACCGAAUAUGCGAGAACCUAAUUUCCAAAAUGUUUUCUUUGUAGUCGAAUAUCUCAUUUGUGAGGUGGGAUUGCAGUUAUACUACUUGAUUUCUUCAGUUCAUAGCAUAGAUGCAAUGUAAAAUCAAAGGAAACCUGUCUUUGUUUACAAGUUUUAGAAAGUCAAUGAUGCUUUUCUCAAAACCUUCAGUGUGCAAGUCAUUUUGAUCGCAGCUGUCAUCCUCUUGUAUUGGCGUUAUGCCGAAAUUUAUAUCUUCGUAAUGAUUAUCAUUUCGACGAAAGUAAAAACACCGAAUAAUCCUUCUGUCAGGGAUUAACUGUGGACUAUUAAACGAUUUCUUUAAUA